Molecule: messenger RNA, 2979 nt
Organism: Cydia fagiglandana
Lineage: Eukaryota; Metazoa; Arthropoda; Insecta; Lepidoptera; Tortricidae
Gene: Ns2
Exons: 4
Coding region: 126-2951 (941 amino acids)
Cellular component (GO): nucleolus
Molecular function (GO): GTP binding
Source: RefSeq, a predicted model, not a curated record
GACAGUAUCCAUCGUAAAAGAAACAUUGUGGUGUAUCCUCAUAACCUAUAUUGUGCUUGCCUCGUGAUCUAUAAUAAAGAGGAAGGUUUUGAACUUAAUUAUAAGUGUUCUGUGCAACUACUAUAAUGGGUAAAGUGCGGUCCGCAACCGGGGCUCCCCGGAAGCAGGGGUUCAACAAGUCUGGGCACUCUAUGAACCCCGACAGACCUACGGAAGGAUUGAAGGGUGUCGGUAAUCCCAGAACCAAAGGCACCAUCAAAAGGUUGCAGAUGUACCGUAAUUUUAAAGCUAAAAGGGAUAAAACUGGAAAAAUCUUGAGUCCAGCGCCAUUUCAAGGCUGGCUACCGUCGGGUACUCGGGCUCGCGUCGAACCUAACCAAAAGUGGUUCGGCAACUCUCGGGUCAUCUCACAGAACGCUCUGCAGAAGUUUCAAGAGGAGUUUGGAGCUGCAGUUAAAAAUCCGUACCAAGUUGUCAUGAAGCCUACUAAUUUACCAAUCACAUUACUCAAUGAAAAGGCCAAGCAAGCCAGAGUACAUUUGUUAGACACUGAAGGCUUUGAUAAAACAUUUGGCCCUAAGAAACAGAGGAAACGUGUGAAUCUUAAGUUUGGUGACCUAGAUUCACUGUCAAAGGCCGUUGAAGAGAAUACUGAGAAUUAUGACGAGAGCAAAGAUAUAGAUAGGGUGCGAGAAGACACGGGUGUUAGAGAGGGACAGAGGGAUUGGGUGUUUGGAGCCGGUAUGAGCAAGAGAAUUUGGAAUGAGCUGUACAAAGUAAUUGAUUCAUCUGAUGUGUUGUUGCAAGUUUUAGAUGCCCGUGACCCGAUGGGGACUAGGAGUCCCUUUGUUGAGAACUUCCUGAAAAAAGAAAAGGCUCACAAACACUUAAUUUUCAUCUUGAACAAAGUAGAUUUAGUGCCUAAUUGGGUAACACAGAGAUGGGUGGCUAUUCUCAGUGCAGAAUAUCCAACGAUAGCUUUCCAUUCAUCGUUGACGCAUCCCUUUGGUAAAGGUUCACUGAUCAAUUUAUUACGACAGUUUGCCAAGUUGCACAUUGACAAGAAGCAGAUCAGUGUUGGACUAAUUGGCUAUCCUAAUGUUGGGAAAUCUUCUGUAAUCAAUACCUUGCGAUCGAAAAAAGUGUGCAAAGUAGCUCCCAUAGCCGGUGAAACUAAAGUGUGGCAGUACAUCACACUAAUGAGGAGGAUAUUCCUGAUUGAUUGUCCCGGAGUAGUUUAUCCAUCAGCUGAAACAGACACAGAAAAGGUAUUGAAAGGUGUUGUUCGAGUGGAACUGGUACAAAACCCUGAAGAUUACAUUGAAGAGGUUCUUAAAAGGGUAAGGAAGGAAUAUUUGAUAAAGACUUACAAAGUUGAUGGUUGGGAGACGGCAACAGAGUUUUUAGAAAAGAUGGCUGCCAGGACGGGCAAGUUAUUGAAGAAAGGAGAGCCUGAUGUCAACCAAGUUGCAAGGAUGGUACUUAAUGACUGGCAAAGAGGCAAGUUACCGUUUUAUGUUGCUCCUGAAGGAUUUGAAGUUCCUCUGUCAAAGCAGCCUAACAAUGAAGCACCCAAAGAGAACCCUACAGUUGCAGAAAAGAAGCCUGAAGAUAAUACUGCAGAAGUAGCUUCUGAGCCUAAAGACAAUGAGAAGGAAAAUGAAGAAAAGAGUGUAAUUUCUGUAAAUAAUUUGAUUAUAGCACAAGACUUUGCCAAAAUUCGAGUGGGUCUUAAAUUUGAUAAUGAUGAAGAUGUAAAACCACUUGAAGCUGUAGAAAUUCCUGAAGAACUCAAAGAUAUUGAUGCUAAAAGUGACAAUGAAGAAUCACAAGAUGGUGAAGAACAAUCUCAAGAGAAAGAUGAUGGUGAUGAUUCUUCUGACAUUAGUGACUUUUACAGUAAUGAUGAAAAGGAUAUAAGUGAUGUUGAAGAUUAUUUGACUAAUGACCCAGAAACAGUGAAAGAGAUGAGGCGUAAGAAGCUUGAAGCAGCAAGUGGUGCUUUUACAGUGGAAGAAGUUGGAAAAGCAGGCAAGAAACGCAAGGGAGCACAAAAUGAUGUCACUGCAAAGAAGAAGAAAAUCACUGCCAAGGAAAGACGCGCUCUCGACAGAGCUCAACGCCGAACUAAGACAGGAAGCAACUUUUAUGAAGUCUCUAAUAUGUCGUCCGGAAGUGACAGUGAUGAAGAAUACGUACCAGGUGAACCUGAACAGGUUUCCGAAGAAGGCUCUGCUGAUGAAGAGACUGAUCUACAAUACGAAAAAGAACAAGAAAUCAAGACUAAGAAACGAAAAGCGGCACAAGAAAGCAACAGUAAAAAGAAAAGGAGAACUAGAAAUACCGUAAAAGAGCCCACACCUGAACCGGAAAAGGAACCAGAGACAAAUCUAGAUCCUGUAGAAGAGAAGAAAAGAGAAGAAGAUCUAUGGGCUAAAUUCUUAGCAGGCACAGGAUCCGCUUCUAAAGCUCCUGUGAAAGAAACACCAGUGAAACACGCAGAAAAAAGUGAAACACCUAAUAAAGUGGAGAAUCCUAAAGCACAAGCUAAAACAAGUAGUAUUCAAGAUGAGAUUAAAGCUAGAGAGCAGAGGAUAUUCCAAUUUGCCGGCGAAACUAUUGUUGUUGAAAACAAUAUCAUCAAAGAGAAAAUUAAAACUGCAGAAGCUCCUGCUACAGUGAGCAAAAUCAUCCCGCAACGGAGCCGCGGCUCGAGCGGCCUGGCCGACGUACUCGGACAACUCAACAAGAAGAACAGUCUGUCAACGCUCGAGAAGUCUAAAUUAGACUGGGAGACGUACAAGAAAGACCAGGACAUCAAUGAAGAGAUACAGAGUCACAAUAAGGGGAAAAAUGGUUACCUGGACCGCCAAGACUUCUUGGAGCGCGCGGACCACCGCCAGUACGAGAUCGAGCGCGACAUGCGCCUCAGCCGCCGCAGCAACCGAUAAUUGCAUGCCAUUAUACCUGAUUACCUGA